UCUACAUAUUUCCUGAUUCCCUGAUCAGGAGUGUAUGUGUUAUUGUCAGUGAAAUUCACUACAGUACGUCUCUAUCUGUUCCUCUGCCUUCGCUCCAAGGGAGAACAGUGCAGUGCAUGCCCCGGGCUCCUAUCCUGGAUCAGCGUGUAGCUAUGCCAACGGCUUCCUUAUGUGCUCUCCUCAUCCUCGCCCUGCUGGGGCCCACUGUUCCUGGACAACAUCCAGAGGGGCUACCUGCAGGGCCCCUGCUGAAGGGCAGGCCAUUCACUGUGGUCUGGAACAUGCCCACAGCUUACUGCAAGGAGAGGUAUGGGAUAGACCUCGACCUGAGCGAUUUCGACAUCAUUCAGAACCAUCAUGAGAAAUUCCUGGGCCAGAACAUGACCAUCUUCUACCGCAACAAGUUGGGGCUGUACCCGUACCUCUCAAAGGGGGGCAGUGAAGUCAACGGGGGCAUCCCGCAGCGGGGUUUCCUCAAGCGGCACCUUGCCAAAGCCAAAUGGCAGAUUGAGGCUCUGCUGAGACCCCUCUUCCAUGGGCUGGCUGUGAUUGACUGGGAAGACUGGCGCCCCCUAUGGGCACAGAACUUUGGUAAGAAGAGGAAGUACCAACGGCUGUCAAAGGAGCUGGUGAGGGAGGAACACCCAGAGCUCCCCAGUGAGGAAGUGGACCGGCUGGCACGCAAGGAGUUCAACAAGGCUGCCAGGGAGUUCCUGUUUUCCACCCUCCAGCUAGGUGUCCAACUGCGGCCGACCAGAAGGUGGGGCUUCUAUGGGCUCCCAAGCUGUCCCAACUACCACAAGGUGCGACAUUUUUACAACUAUACUGGGCAUUGCCACCCCAAAACCACAGAGAGGAAUGACCGCCUGGACUGGCUGUGGAGCCAGUCUACUGCCCUCUACCCCAGCAUCUACCUGCCCCAGCAUCUGGCUGGGUCCAGUGAUGCUGCCCUCAUGGUCCGAUUCCGGGUCCUGGAGGCUCUGAGGGUGGCGUCAAAGUACCCCUCUUCCGUUACUGCCCCUCCUGUGCUGCCCUACGCAAGGGUGGCAUUUGCACACACUCUUCGCUUUCUCGACAAGAAGGACCUGGAGCACACCCUGGGGGAGAGCGCAGCUGUGGGGGCAGCUGGAGUGGUACUGUGGGGGGAGUUACAGUUUGCCAAAUCCAAGCAUCAGUGCAAGAUACUGAAGGAUUACAUCAGCUCUGUCCUUGGGAACUACAUACAGAAGUUGAAGAGAGGGGUGCAGCAGUGCAGCCUCGGCCUGUGCAGCGGGAAUGGGCGAUGUGCCCGUAGGAACCCCGACUCCGGACACACGCUGCUUUCCUUUUCCAGCCCCGAGCCCCAUUCCACCCGUGGCUCUGCCCAGCUCCACUCUGCCUUUCACUGCCUAUGCUAUCAGGGCUGGACCGGAGAGCUUUGCCAGGACAGAAUUCUCCAAAAAUAAAUACGUCAUUUUUAUUUUGUUGUUGAAACGAUGUCCUUGUAAUGUGUCUUCUAUACAUUUUUUUAUAUGAAUGGCUAAAAGACAGAAUAGGAAACUGUUUUAAGAAUCUAUUAUGGACAGCCAACAUGACUGCAUUUCCGAUUUGAUCAUUGCUAAGGAGAUGACUAACAAACAUAGCUUUGGAAACCUGACUGUCCUCAGAGAGUGAACUUUUGCUGAUUUCUCCGACAAACAAAGCUAUGCGUCCAAGUCUAAUACGGUUAUAAAAUAUUGAGAGAAAAAAUAUUUUUCCUCAAAAUACAUUAAAGGAUAGAACUAAAGAAAAAACAACAAGACUUAUCAAUUUUGUUAUUUGUGCAAAUCACAACCAUUUUAUGGACAACACAUUAUGGUCCUACUGUUUGGCAUAAAUUUAAGGAUUCAUGCUUUUAAAACUGUUGAUCUCACAAUCUGAUGUCAGGUUCAGUUUAACCAAAGGUGUUCUGAAUUUGUGCUUUGAAUGAAAUAAAAUAAAAUAAAAUAAAAUAUCCAGAGAAUAAUA
Molecule: messenger RNA, 1986 nt
Organism: Conger conger (European conger)
Lineage: Eukaryota; Metazoa; Chordata; Actinopteri; Anguilliformes; Congridae
Gene: hyal3
Product: hyaluronidase 3
Exons: 4
Coding region: 117-1445 (442 amino acids)
Biological process (GO): hyaluronan catabolic process; carbohydrate metabolic process
Cellular component (GO): acrosomal vesicle
Molecular function (GO): hyalurononglucosaminidase activity
Source: RefSeq, a predicted model, not a curated record